AUGGAUUUGGUCGCCCAUCACCCCACGAGGGGCACCGCACUGGGCCAAACAGCCACUGCAACUGCAACACUGCAGGAUGAGAGACAUGAUCUCGUCCAGCGAUCCUAUGCUCUCGACACGCGGCCCCCAGCGCCGUCGUCGACCUCGCUCAUGAGCGACAUAUCUGCCAUGUCCGUCCAGACCACCAACCUCAUUGUCUCGUCGGCGUCGGCGGAUGAGCCAGGGUGGCCGCAGCGAGUCAUCGGGGAGAUUCAAGACCUGCUGCUGCUCCUCACGCCAGAUGGGAAGGUCCUCUAUGUGUCGCCCUCCUGUGAGACCAUCACUGGUUACACCCCAUCCGAACUGGAGAAUGAAUACCUCCUUCGGUACGUGCACAACGACGACAAGUCGAUCUUUUCCUCGGAGAUGGAAGAGUGUGUUGCCACCGGUCGUCCCUUGCAAUGUCAUUUCCGCUUCGCCAAACCAGACAAGUCAUGUCGUCUGUUGGAGGCGUACGGCCAUCCCCAUGUCGUCAGUGAGAAGCUUCGCCAAACCUGCAAUGGCAUUUUCCUCGUGUGUCGCCCCUAUCCUACCAAGAGCUGUCAACUUCUCGACUCCUUCCUGGAGCACAAAAUUGAAAACAUCCGACUCCACCAGCGUAUCGCACAGCUGAAAGAAGAGGAGGAAGAAGACUUGAAUGGCAUCCAACAGAUUUCCGCCCAAGCCAGUGGUGCGGUGCGUCGGCCACCUCCACCCGUCGCCCAGGAUACCUACUCUGGAGAAGAGAAUGAAUCGUCCGACUCCCUUACUCUGGAUGAAAGCGAUGCGCGAGCCCAAGCCGUCGAGGAACUUGCCACCGAAGACAUGUCUCAUAUUGAAGGUAUCGAGGUCAUGACUGGUCUGUUCUACGGAGAGGGAGAACGGUCUCAGGGACUGAGUACCGGUCUGCGUCAAGGCCGUCUCAUCCAAUGCGGGAUGGAAACGAUUACACCUGACCAGCAGGCGCGAACCAUCCAGGAUAGCGACCGAAGAAAACGAUUGAAGGGAGAGUAUAUGUGCACGGACUGCGGCACGAGCGACUCGCCGGAGUGGAGAAAAGGCCCCGACGGACCUAAAACCUUGUGCAAUGCCUGCGGGUUACGGUGGGCCAAAAAAGAAAAGAAACGCCAAGAAUAA
Molecule: messenger RNA, 1155 nt
Organism: Aspergillus terreus NIH2624
Lineage: Eukaryota; Fungi; Ascomycota; Eurotiomycetes; Eurotiales; Aspergillaceae
Product: GATA transcription factor LreB
Exons: 2
Coding region: 1-1155 (384 amino acids)
Biological process (GO): regulation of DNA-templated transcription
Molecular function (GO): sequence-specific DNA binding; protein binding; zinc ion binding
Source: RefSeq, a predicted model, not a curated record